UUAUUUUACUCAAAGGUGGUCUAGCAUCUACAGUCAUACUAAACACUUAUGGUAAAUGAAGUCAAAAGAAGUAAAUACAAACCCCGCAGAAAACAGACAUUAAAAUGCGCCCUUCUUCUAAUGUUAAUGCGUUUGUACUUUCUCAUGAACUUAAAAAAUAGAAACAAAUUGACUGUGGCAUGUGCAAAAGUUUGGGCAUCCCCCUUUGGCAGUUAUCACCACUUGAAAAUGCUUUUAGUAGCAGCUGAGAGUCUUUCUGUUGUUGAUUUAGGAAUUUUCACCCACUCUUCCUGCAGCUCACUUCAAGAUAUUUUUGGGCUGUCUUGCAAACACAGCAUGUUUAAGAUCUACCCACAGAUUUUUCAUUGAUGUUCCAGUCAGGGGACUGUGAGGGCCUUUCCAAAAGCUUCAGCUUGUGUUUCUAAAAGUAGUUCACGGUGGAUUUUACAGUCUGUUUUGGAUCAGUAUUGUAGAAGCCAACUGAAGUCAGUUUCGGGUUCCUGACUGACAGCAUGACGUUUACAUCCAGAAUUUGCUGAUAGUGGAAUCCAUUAUUCAUAUUUUCUGUGCUGUUUCCUGUGUCACUGGCUCCUACACAACCCCAAAGCAGAGUAUUUCCACUACCGUUAAAAGUUGUUAAGGGGGUAGUUACUGACUGUAGGUAGCCUAAACUUUUACACGUCACAGUUAGUUUAAUUUGUUUCUGUUAUUUGAAAUAAAAAGUAAAAGUGCAUAUUUUGAGGAAAGAUUCACUCUUAAUGUCUGUUAGCUGUUGUGGUUAUACUUAAACUUAAAAAUCAAUAUGUCAUUUGCCCUGGAGUGCCCAAACUUUUGCAUAAAUCUCAAUGACUGUAGCAAUAGGCUGUUAGGCAGCAGCUCCCCCUGACCUGGCCUCAGUGAUGUCCCACAAGGUGGCAGCACUUUCCAUGCUACUGAUCCUCAUCAUGGGUGUGGUUGAGCACUUUUGGGUCACAGGUGGAGAGCCAUGACACCCGCUGCCCUCCGAGGCACGGCUAUUUGUUUCCAUGGUUGUCCCUUCGAUUCUUGAUUUAAAACUGGGACGAGACACAGCAACGUGAACAUAUCACCCGAUAUCUUGUCGCCGUCUUUAUGUCAACAAACACCGGGCUUCAGAGCAGCAUGCCAAAUACUGUACAACUUUGAAGAUGAAGAAGGAAUGGUCUCAGGGGACAGAAGCCCACUGUGAAUGAGGCAGGGGACCCCAUGAACAAAAAUCUCUAAGCCCAGACAGACAGUGCAAACACAAGUUGUGGCAGGCCGGUAGAUGAUGAAGUGAUGGAGAUGUUAGGAGGCCACAGCCAUUGUGAUGCUGGGUGGCUGUUACUCUGGAACUGCCAUCUGCUGAAAAGGGUGCUGUGUAAUGACAUCCUCAGCCUGAAGGUGGCAGGAGAUCCAGUGCUAACCCCUAACUCAGUGUGCCUGAGGCUGGCGGGCCUCAGUAAGCGUCAGAUGCGGAUGUGUGUGCGCAGCCCCGACGUGACCGCAUCUGCUCUACAGGGCAUCCAGGUGGCCAUCCACGAGUGCCAGCACCAGUUCCGGGACCAGCGCUGGAACUGCUCCUCACUGGAGGGCCUUGGCAAGCUGCCCCACCACAACACCAUCCUCAACAGGGGUUACCGCGAGAGUGCCUUCUCCCUGGCCUUAUUGGCGGCGGGUGUGGCUCACUCUGUGGCCUCGGCCUGCAGCAUGGGCAAACUGCGGGGGUGUGGCUGUGAGGCCAAGCGUCGCCAGGACGAUGACAAGAUUCGGCUGAAACUCACACAGCUGCAGCUGCAGACCCUGCAGAAGGGUGGGGUAGGCAUGGGCAUGGCACGGUCCUUACCCCUGGAGUUAAACGGUCGCCAUGGUGACCUGCCCGCUAACCUGCGCUCCACCCACCCCUCUGCCCUGCUCAAGCCUUUACCAGACGAGCUGAGCUCCAUGCAGGAGACCUGGGAGUGGGGGGGCUGCAGUCAUGACGUCCGUUUUGGGGAACGUUUCUCCAGGGACUGGCUCGACUCCCGCGGGUCUCCAAGAGAUAUCCACGCUCGCAUGAGGAUACAUAACAACCGGGUGGGACGACAGACAGUGACUGACAACAUGAAGAGGAAAUGCAAAUGUCAUGGCACAUCAGGGAGCUGUCAGUUUAAGACCUGCUGGCAUGUGUCUCCAGAAUUCCGGUUUGUGGGUUCUAUACUCAAGGAAAAGUUCCUGUCAGCCAUAUUUGUCAACUCCCAGAACAAGAACAAUGGGGUUUUCAACCCUCGAACAGGAAACGGCGCCAGCGGGAGCAUGGGGGCACUGAAUGGAGGCCGCCGCCGCAGCAUGUCCAGAGAGCUGGUGUAUUUUGAAAAGUCCCCUGACUUCUGCGAGCGUGACCCCUCAAUAGACUCUCCAGGUACACAUGGACGCAUCUGCAACAAAACCAGCCACAGCACAGACAGCUGCAGCUCGCUGUGCUGCGGCCGUGGACACAACAUCCUGAAACAGACGCGCAGCGAGCGCUGCAACUGCCGAUUUCACUGGUGCUGCUACGUGCUGUGCGAGGAGUGCCGUCUCACAGAGUGGGUCAACGUGUGCAAGUAGAUUCCAGCCCCCCCCACCCCCGGUCCCAGCUGCCUUUCCCCAUCCAGGACUCAAGAUGGCGAGCCUGUCCCUUCACCCACUCCUGUUGUCUGAGUGUUUGUUUUGCUCUUUGUGUAACUCUUCCAGAGAAUCUGUUUAUCCCCCCCUUUUCCUUUUUUUUUUUUUUUUUGGGUCCAUCAUCUGGGAUCUAUUUUCUCUUUGUAGCCGCUGUUAUUCUCAAAAUGCCAAGUCAGAGAUUGAAGAGGUGACUCAUGUCAUUUGUCUUGCCAUGGUCUGUUUAGACGCUGCCCUCUCAGCCAUGAAAACGGCCUAUACCCCAUCUUUUCUAUCCCACAAAACAAAGACAAGCAAACAUCAGAAAAGCAUUUCUGUCUCAGCUUCUACAUGCUGACUCAUCUCGUUGUACAGUAGCUGUGUAUUUUAAUGUGUACAUGUAUAUUUGUAAAUGUAUUAUUAUUAAUAUUAUUAUUGUGUUGGCACCUGUCUUUUUGGUUCUAGUUAACGAUGCUGGCCGAGUGGCUCAGGAUGUUGAACCAGUGCUGUUAGACCACAAAGUCUCAUUUCAGUUUAUCUGUUUAUCACCUGUGACUCAGACAGAACGACGAUACUUAUUUGGGAGUCAGCCUCAAAAUCUUUCUAGAUGAGGGUUUUUACGAAUAGGACAAGACAAGACAGAAAAGUGUUUUUGUGGCGCACCAGUAUAUUUGACAGAAAGCUUUCUCACAGUAGCAACAAGUCAGAAAGCACAUGCUGGACUUUUAUAAGCUUAUCAAAGCUUGUAUACUUGUAAAACUCAAAAUGGGAAAGUUGAUACAUCAGUUUUAGAAACAGGUUCAGUUCUUCAAUCUAUUACACUGAAUAACUUAUCAUUUAAAUUUAUUUAUAUCGUUGUAAAAAUAGUGAUUACUUCAUGGGAGUGGUCACUAGUGGCCAUGUUUUUUUCUGAAUUCAUAUCAGUAUUAUGACAGAAAUAUGCUUCCUCUUGGUAUAACUGUUAUGUGAUGUCUGUCACUUUCCUAUGGAAUCAUGACUGAGGUCUUGUUAUUCUGUGCUUGCUUUUGUCUGUUUCAUCAGUCUGAGCACUCCUUAGAUUCUUCCCACAUGUAGUACAUGUCAAAGUGAGAGAUGGACCUGCUUUAGUCUUGAACCGACGUUGAAGGGUGUGUGUAUGUUGGAGUGUGUGUGUCUGUUGCUGUGUAAAUGGGGGGUAAGCUCUACGCACUACAGAUUUGGGAGGUGCGAGCCUUUUUUAUGGCCACUCCAUGCUGAGAGAAGGACUUUUUAUGGCCGCAGGAUAUUGUUUCCUUAAAGUAUGACUUUUAUUACUGGAGAGAAGCAUCAAGAGAGCAGAGAGUGGGGGUGAUUAUACCAGUCUUUGCUGCGUGAGCAUCUGAGGGGAUCAUCUGUCCAGAGUUCAUAGCCAAGGAAGGGACUCGCUGAACCACGUGCUGCUGGGACGCUGUGUCCCUGUUACCUGGGAGACAGACUACACAAACAUAAACACACGCAUGGUUUUAUGUACAAAGACACUUACAUGUAGAAAUACCGGCACUGAUGCACAGUACAAAAACAUGCAUUGCUGGUGCGCACACAUGAACUGUCAGAACUCCUGGUGACCCGAGUGAUUUGCACUCUCAUUCUAGUUAGACUGCAGAUUUAGCAAAGCGCUAAUGUCGACACCUGACUGGAUUUAUGACAGCAGCAUUCCUAGAUACCUUAGAUGAUCCAAACCGUCUUCAUGCACAGUCUACCAGGAAAACUUUUCCUGCUAUAUGGGCUUUAAUACCAAUUAAGUCUUGUUUGUAUGGACUUUGGUAAAUAUCCCUUGACUCCUGAGGAAUGGCGGUGCCAGUGGCUGAAUCAACUGUUCUGUCUGUUUGGUAUUUAGUGAGGGAAUAAAAAGGAGACAGCGACUGGUUGGGAAUGAUAAGGGACUGGAUUUCUGGUUUGCAUUUCUUCAUUCCUUUAUCAUUUCACCCUGGAGCUGCUGCAAAAGGGAA
Molecule: messenger RNA, 4586 nt
Organism: Lates calcarifer (barramundi perch)
Lineage: Eukaryota; Metazoa; Chordata; Actinopteri; Centropomidae
Gene: wnt10b
Product: wingless-type MMTV integration site family, member 10b
Exons: 6
Coding region: 1297-2586 (429 amino acids)
Biological process (GO): canonical Wnt signaling pathway; neuron differentiation; multicellular organism development
Cellular component (GO): extracellular region
Molecular function (GO): cytokine activity; frizzled binding
Source: RefSeq, a predicted model, not a curated record